Messenger RNA from Pseudomyrmex gracilis, 3000 nucleotides. RefSeq names its product synaptogyrin (gene Syngr). Gene Ontology annotation, cellular component: synaptic vesicle membrane; neuromuscular junction. The transcript is spliced from 5 exons. Bases 6 to 680 code for a protein of 224 amino acids. Lineage: Eukaryota; Metazoa; Arthropoda; Insecta; Hymenoptera; Formicidae. The record is from RefSeq and is a predicted model, not a curated record.
CUAAGAUGGACGGUGGAGCGUACGGCGGCGGAAAGGCAGGGGCCCCUUUCGAUCCGAUCGCGUUUGUGCAGAGGCCACAGGUCAUUCUGAGAACGAUAUGUCUGCUCUUUGCAAUAAUCGUCUUUGGAUGCAUAAGCAGCAAGGGAUAUUUUCCAAAAAACGAUGGGAAAGAAGUCUGUCUUUACAAUAAUGACAACAAUGCGUGUAAUUACGGAAUUGGUAUUGGUGUACUGGCAUUUUUAGCUAGUAUCGGAUUCCUUGCAGGUGAAUACCUGUUUGAACAGAUGUCAUCUGUCAAAACUAGGAAACAUUUUGUUCUUAUAGAUUUAGGGUUUUCAGGUUUUUGGUCUUUCUUGUAUUUUGUGGGAUUCUGUUAUUUGACAAAUGCAUGGAGCAAGUCUGCGAACCCGGAAGAAGGAUAUGGCGUAAAUAAUUUACAAGCGGCUAUUGCAUUCUCAUUUUUCUCUAUCUUUACUUGGGCUGCUUGCGCUUGGUUCGCGUUUCAAAGAUUCAAACAAGGUACUGACGCGGCGUUUGCUCCGAGUUACGAGGCAGAUCCUGUGGGCGGUACGGGAUACACUAGCUAUCCGGAUGCCACCGACACCGCUUAUCAAGAGCCGCCAUUCGGUCAACAGCAACAGCGGGGCAUGGGUGGAGACUUUCAAGCCCCAGCUUAUUAAAAGAGUCAUCCAUAGUCAACACCAAAAUAUAUUUCCAUUGGAUGCACAGCGAGCUACUUACGAAAGAAGAGAUAUUUUAAGAUAAUUUUUUAAACCAAAUAUAUUGUUUUCCAUCACCUAUUUUGCUUAAAGACUAAUGAACUUCAUUCGCUGAUAGGUCGCUGAGCAACGCGGGUUGAUGGUCGUAGAGUAAGUUUUCAUGGCAAAAAAUGUAGAAGGAAGUUAUUUGUUAAACUGUGCUUCUUAUUGUUGACCACUUGUAAGUUACACUUAUUCAUAUACCCUUGAUGUCACAGCGUGAGUUAAGUGUGUUCGCGAGAUAUCUUCGCGUACAUGCCUGGACAUGCGUUCGCAACGAUGGCUAAUCGCCCCUAUCCGUGGAAUUAACAUACCUUGUAAUGAAUAAAAAAAUACUUCUAGCAACUUCAAAUAAAUAAGAAAGACAGUAGUAUGCACAGGCUAUAUAAUAUAUUUUGACGUGUUCAUAGUAAAUGCCCCCAACUCGAUAGAAAGAGUAAUGAAAAAUUGUAGAGGUAAACAGUACAGUUAUUGGCUUCCCAACAGUAAUUGGCCAUGUAUUAAAGAAGUAAUAAAUAUAAAUAAAUACUAUUAUUAUAUUCUAAAUUAUAAACAUUUUAAUAUUAAUUAAGUUUUUCUGCUCCGAAUAAAAGUAAUAUUAUAGUAUUUAAGAAGCUCAAAAAAUUAUUAUACGACAAACAUUGGCCAACCGGCCAAUCACUGUUUUUAAGAUUAUGAAAACCAUGUGACAGUCAUUGACCUCUUAUUUUGAGUUAUAGAUACAAAUGUAAGUAGGUUUGUUAGUUUUUAAUGUGUUAUAAAUAAAAUAUUCAUUACUAUAUCUUUGUAAGUCAAAACAAAAAAUUUAUUAUAACUGUUAUGUAAACAGAUAUUAACAGAACUCAUAUGGCCAAUAACUGUCUAUUUUGACUAUAGGAAAUAUUUUAUCAAAUUUUAAAUAAGUUUUCAAAUUUUCUAAUAUGUAUUAUUUUAUUUGCAAUUGUUAUAGUUUGUUUGAGUACUGAAGGUUUACUUCAAGUUAUUAAAUUUAAUUUUAUAAUUCACUCUAUAUAGUGCAGUUUUCCUUAAGUGGCCAAUCACUGUAUCUCUUACCCCUAUCGUUAGGUUGUAAUUAGUUUCAAUGAUGCGACGUGCGAAAUCUAGGAUCUCAAAAUGAAUCAGUUUUAAGUAUGUUGCGACAUAUGUUUCAAUGUCAGUAAGACAAUGACCAUGGUUACAUUCAGAAAACCCAACGGUUGAGAGAUCAUCACUUAUGAUAGGACUAUUCUUCAAAAUCUGCUUCGAUUCCAAAAGUAUGAUCCAAUCAGAAGUAAUUAUCUCUCAACCGUUGUUCAACUGUUGAGUUGUCUGAACGCACCCCAUGUUCAGCAGACUAAGCAAAUCAGUGAGCGCUUAGUGAUUCUUCAAUAUGAUUGGUUUCUGCAUCUUAGAUCCAGUGAAGAUCUAAAGGUAAGAUUCAAUCAUAUUAAAUCAUCACUAAGCUUUCACUGAUAUGCUCAGUCUGCUGAGUGGCCAAUAUCUAAGUUUACUUCUCUUUAGUACUUAAGUUACUCAUCGUAUAUUACUUGUUGAAACAUAAAAGAGUAUUACUUACAGACUAGCAUUAGCAAAUGUUUAGUCGCACUAUAAAUCGUGAUGAAAUAUAAACGCCAAAGUUUCUAUUAAGUUUUCUACACACGUGUGUGUAUGUGCAUGUGUGCGUGCGCCCGCGCGUGUGUGUACGUGUAUGUGUGUGCAUGCGUGUAAUCACAUUACCAAUGCAAUAAUGAUUAUCGCUACGAUAAAUUUUAGUAUUCUUAUUUCUGUAGCUUGAAUUAGAGUUAUUUUGUCAAAUAUCUAUUGUCGGUAUAUAGACUGACAAUGAACACGCCUCGAAGAAAAAGUUUGUUACAUAUAUAUUUUAUAUUUGUGUGAUUUUUUUUAUAUGUAUGUAUAAUUGUUUAAUACACAGUCUCAGGUAAAUCCAAUUCAGAUUGUUUAUUUAUUUUGUAGUUGUAUACAAUUAGUUAUCGUUAGUUAUCAUAUAUGUUGUAUUAUGUAUGUUUUACACUAGGAGCGAAUGCGCUACUCCGAAUUAAAAUAAUUUUAAGAACAAAUGCAAAAAGUUAUUAAGUUAAUCUUUUGCAGACAGACUCUCAAAAUGACCUACUAGUUGGACACACUGGGUCUGUAAGACACUCGCGACUUCAAAAUUGGAAUCUCUGCGAAAAAUCAAUUUUUUUUUGCAAUUGUUUUUUUUAAUCAAAAGUGAAUAAUUCUACGUCAACAAAAGAAAAACCAA